UAAAACUUGCCAGCACUACUAUAGUAAACGCGGUAUUGGGCGCACGCAUCGUCUACCCGGGCGAGUCAACGAACACCGGUCACCGUUACAAAUAAAUAAAUAAAACUCUGAUAAAUUUAUAAUAAAAAUUAAAUAAAUAAAACUGUUAGCAAAAUGCUUAGUGUACUGUGAAACUGUGUGAUUACGUGUUUGUGGAAUAAACAUUAGUGAAAAUGUCUAAAACAGUAUUGGCCCGUCAUUGCCUCUUCUCCCGUCCCUCCCGACGGCAGAUCUCUACCUCAGCGCCCCGCAGGACAUCCACUUCGCCUCAGAGACACAAUGUGGCAGCACCGGCCCUCAAGACCAGCUACAAGAAGUUCACCGACAUCCCUGGGCCCAUAGCCUUGCCAAUGAUGCGGCACCACGCACAUGUUUUGCCGAGAAUCGGUUGCUUCCACCACACAGUCGGGCUGGGACUCCUGGAAGGUCUGCGCGACCGGUACGGCGACCUGGUGCGUCUCGCCAAAGCCUCCAGGUCACGGCCAGCGCUGUAUGUCUUCGACCCUGAUCUCAUGAGAGAGGUGUAUGACAGCAACGUUACCGAAUCUCCUCAGUGGAUGGGAUCACCUUUAGCUGAACAAAGACUAAACGCAGGAACGCAAUGCCCAAUGCACAACGAUGAGAUCAAGGCCAUUUGGCCGGCGAUGAGGACUCUGCUCCAAGAUGGCGCACUACUCAGUAAUUACGACCAAGCAUUUGACGAUAUUGCUUCUGACGUUACACGGAGGCUUGCAGAACUCCGUCACGCAGAGAACGCCCUCAACGAAGAAGUGGAGACAGAGGUGUACAGGUGGGCGAUAGAGACAAUCGGCGUCAUGAUGUUCGGCAUCCGGCUUGGCUGUCUGGACGGCGCUGUGCAUGUUCCUUCUGAACAUAACAGGAAACCAGAGAAAACCUCAAUGGACGACCACAUCCAAGAUUUGUGCUCAUUAUCAAAGCGGUCCAUUGAAGAGUUGACACCGGCUGAAAAAUUUGUCCGGUGCUCACUGGAGAUCGCCAACGAAAGCUAUCUAGUUCGAAGUGAAAACACUUUGAAACCAGAAUCGCCAUCCUUCAAUGAUGCAUUAAAAGCUUUUGACAAGCAUUUCUGCUUAACCGACCAUUUCCUGACUCGAGCUCUGAACGAGCUCAACAACGAUCAGUUAAGGCCAGAACAAAUUCUGUUAGACAAACUGAGACCCUUGGACAGGCGGAUACUCCCUUUGGCUGCGGAUGUAUUCCUGGCUGGAGUGGAUCCCCUAGCACAGACUGCAAUCAGCAUGUUCUACCAGUUAUCUCUGAAUGCGGCAAGACAGCAGAAAGCUCACGACGAAGUUGUGUGGGCGAAAGCGUCCAGGGAAGAAGGAAUAGAUGUUCAGGAACUACCCUAUGUCUCGGCGUGCGCUAGAGAGGCUCUGCGGCUCUACCCGGCUACAGGAGGAGUUGUGAGGAGGAGUAAGGAGGAAUUUGUGGUCGGUGGAUAUGAAGUUCCUGCUGGGGUUGACAUAAUCCUAGCUCACGGCGUCUCAAGCAAAGUGGAGCAAGAGUGGGGUCGCGCCAAAUCCUUCAUUCCAGAAAGAUGGUGCAACGAGGGCUGGGGACCCUUAAACGCAUCCAGGGCCCAUCCCUCCUCUUCCAUGCCCUUCGGACAAUCUUGCCCGGCAACUGGCAUUGUUGGCAAGUUGCUCUCAAGCCUUGCAACUAGAGUUCUAGACAAAUAUAGGUUAGAAUGGCAUGGCCCUUCGCCCAAUAUUGUCACUAAUGGUGUGAACAAAAUACAAUCGCCUUACUAUUUUGUGCUACAGAACGCUGGGUGAUUAUUUUUAUAGGUUGGUUUACAUUACAGUGUGUAUCAAUAUCGAUCGGUAAAGUUCCAGUGACGGGUUUUGAAUUCGAUCUUUAUACCUAAUAAUAAAAUCGGUGCCAGUUGUCAAAUAAAUUUUCACUCACACAUUGGUAGCCUAUUUAAAUUGACUAUUGACCUUUGCAAUCAAGAACUAACUUUUAGUGGAAUGAAAAAGAUUCACUCAUUUUGCUAUCCAACCAAUGUGAGUUUGAUUAAUGUAUGGAAAACAAAGACGUGACGGAAUAACUAACUUUGAGUAAAGAGGACAUAUAGUAAAGAAUUAAUAUAAUAUAUUACAUGUAUCUUAAAUAUAAUUAGUAUCACAUACUAGACACUUUUUGUUGGAUAUUGAACGGGUCUACUUCUACGCGCAUCUAGGGCAAAAGUGAUCGAAUAGUGGUUUAUAAUCAACUUUUAUAAAAACACAAACUUGAAUAAACUGGAAACCGACUAUGGUUAGCACUGCAAUGUGAUAUGAACCGCAGUGAGAUUAGUUUUAUAAGUGUAAUAGAAUAAGUAUUACCUGUUGUAUCGCGCAAAGUAACAAUUUAAAGUUACACUAGUUAUUUAAAGCAUCAGAGCAUUUUGAUAUAGGAAAUGAAAGUUUCACACAGGAACAAACAAAAAACUUGGAAAUACAGCUCACGCAGCCCAUCGCUCGGCUAAGUGCGAAAUCAAACACGAGCGGUCAAUCAACUCGGUCAACGCUCACACAAUGAAAACGCUCAUUAGCUAGAUAAUAGAUUUUGUUUUCGGGUCCCUAAACAUUGUCAUAAUUUAUUAUUAAGUUAUCACGCUAAUGUCGCAUGAACUUCGACAUGUUCCAAAUUUUUAUUUAUCUUGCGUCUUUUACAGGUCAGUAAGUAGCUAGGAGCUAAACUGCUACCGACCUGAUACUACAUAAUAGCUCGUUACUGAUCUCCUCCCCAUUUGUUUUAUGUAGUUUAAAUCAUUUAGGUGAUUUCUUUCUGCAAAAUAACUUUGCCGAGAUUUUGUAACAUGAAAAAGAAAUUAACUCAUAAUUUAAUCCGCGCGAUUAAAAACUCGUAGUUAUUAUUCAUGCAUGAAAAACUCUCGCGGUUAUCAACAAUGCAAUAAUGGUCUCAUGUGAUUUACCUGUAAUAACUAAAUGCACAUUUCCAUGUUUUUAUGUAGGCAUACAAUUGUUUAUUUAAAUUACCCCACAACUUUUUUCUAAAGUGUCCUUCGUUAAAAUAAUAAAGCCGGAUACAAAUUAAUUGAAUAAUGUCGUAUUACUUCCUCUUACGUUGUAAUGCGACUUACGGUCCAUUAUUUUAUAUGAAAGCAUGCAUGCUCGGUGACGAGUACUGACGACAGAUUUUUCAGUGACAUUCAUGAGUUUUGCAUACUAUCACUAUCAUAAAUUACUGAAACGCCAUCGUUAAAUAUCUACUACUUAUUCAGCGCUCCUAGCGGUACGUUUCGAAAAGAAUGAGACAAAAAAGUAUAUGACUUUGAAACAAGUAACGUUCAUUUCUUUUUGUCAUUAAUUAUACGAAAAUGACUCUACGACACUGACCGUGCAACACUGCUACGCACGAAACUGUAAUGUGAACCCGGCUACACGAUAUUAUUGUAAAUUAGAAAUAAUAAAAUUAAAUAAGAAAUUAAAUAUUAAUGAACUUAAUGAACAUAAAUAAUAAGCGCUAUGAUAAAAUUAAAAUAAAUUACAAUACUUUUAGGUUAUUUUUUAAUGUCCUAGUUCGCGUUAUUUUGCAGGAUAUUAAGGAAUUCAACGUGAUUUUCAUGUUUUUGUUAUUAUAUAACAUUAGAAUUAAAAUUGUUUUCCGAAUUACGAAUG
Pararge aegeria (speckled wood butterfly) is the source of this 3686-nucleotide messenger RNA. RefSeq names its product probable cytochrome P450 49a1. Gene Ontology annotation, molecular function: oxidoreductase activity, acting on paired donors, with incorporation or reduction of molecular oxygen; iron ion binding; monooxygenase activity. Bases 213 to 1835 code for a protein of 540 amino acids. NCBI's taxonomy places the organism in Eukaryota, Metazoa, Arthropoda, Insecta, Lepidoptera, Nymphalidae. The transcript is spliced from 10 exons. The record is from RefSeq and is a predicted model, not a curated record.